This is a messenger RNA of Rosa chinensis, 1155 nucleotides long. RefSeq lists its product as uncharacterized. The record is from RefSeq and is a predicted model, not a curated record. The coding region runs from base 488 to 952 and encodes 154 amino acids. The transcript has 5 exons. NCBI's taxonomy places the organism in Eukaryota, Viridiplantae, Streptophyta, Magnoliopsida, Rosales, Rosaceae.
UUGGCUAAAAAAAAAAAAAAGAAGGAGAUGAACAACGUGUGAAUAAAAUUUCCUUACAACACUGUAACCAAAAAAAAAAAAAUUUCCUUACAACACAUGAGCACAAGCGUUAAAAGAAGAAAACAAGAAAAGAGAAAAAAAAGGCACAAUUAAACGAAGUAAGCGACGGGACGGCAAAACCCAGAAAGAGAAGCAUCAACCUCGUCGGACUGUGAAAAUUUAUCGCAGUUGUUGAUUGAUCGGAUCCUUUUUUACUGGAGUUUCCAUUAGUCUUUGUUAGAAUUGAAGCAGUCCCAAGUAUUAAUUAACAUAAAUUCAGUAAAAAGGUGCAGAUUCUGAUUGUGAAUUUGAGAUUCAGUUGGGCCGAUUUUCGUGUUUCGAAGUUUUUGAUCAACCAUUGUUGAAAUUGGUCAGGCCUGCUUCUUGGAGCUACUGUAGCAAACACAGGAGAAAGUCUUGAGGGAGGCUACAGUAGCGGGUGAGGAAAAUGGAGGACAAGGGCAAAGGAAGCGAGAGAUUUGGGGGAGCCAUAGCCAAUCUGACCGAGAUGGCUCACAAUUUGGAGUCACUCCAGAAGCUGCUCCUCAAGAAAGCUGUCUUUGUCGAUGAAGAGACCUUUGCCAAAGCCUCACUUUGUUCUGAACAAGCUCGUACCAUUAAGGUUCUUGAACAAAGGGUUGAAACUUUGGAACGAGAACUUGAUGCUGCCAUUACAGCUGCUGCACGUGCUCGUUCAGAAAAACGCCAGGCUGAGGCAGCAGAAAAGGCCGCUGAGUUUCGUGCACAAGAAGUUACAAAAGAGCUUGAGAACACCUCAAAGGUAUUUGAGCUGCACAUGGAAGAGUUGCGUGCAAAGCAAGAAGAAAUCUCUAAGCGUGAUAAGGAUAUCAAACUUUUGGAAGCUAUAAUUCAGACACUUGGCGGAAAAGAAGUCCAUAAAAGAACUGGAUAGAAAAUCUGUCUUUUGAAUUUUGUAUGCUUUUCCUUUUUUAAAGAAGAAGAAACAGUAUGUAUAUAUUUAGGCACAGUUGGUCUCGAAAAAAAAAGAAAAGGGAUGGAUCCACUCUUAAACAAUUGCAGCUUGCUUCAACAAUAGAUGAAUUUUGUGGGUGUGUUAUAUCUCAUAUUAAAUGAAUCAACCCAAAUUACAAUUAA